This is a messenger RNA of Sander lucioperca (pikeperch), 614 nucleotides long. RefSeq names its product protein NLRC3-like. Lineage: Eukaryota; Metazoa; Chordata; Actinopteri; Perciformes; Percidae. The transcript has a single exon. The coding region runs from base 177 to 590 and encodes 137 amino acids. The record is from RefSeq and is a predicted model, not a curated record.
AUCAGAUGUUCACAGAGAUCUACAUCACAAAGGGAGGGACUGCAGAGGUCAAUGAUGAACAUGAGGUCAGACAGAUUGAAACAACAUUCAGGAAACCAGACAGACCAGAAACAACUAUCAGAUGAGAAGACAGCUUUAAAACUCCACCUGGAAGAGAUGAACCAAUCAGAACAGUGAUGACAACGGGAGUGGCUGGCAUUGGGAAUACAGUCUUAACACAGAAGUUCACUCUGGACUGGGCUGAAGACAAAGCCAACCAGGACAUCCAGUUCACAUUUCCAUUCACCUUCAGAGAGCUUAAUGUGCUGAAAGAGGAAAAGUACAGCUUGGUGGAACUUGUUCAUUUGUUCUUUAGUGAAACCAAAGAAGCAGGAAUCGGCAGGUUUGAAGAGUUCCCGGUUGUGUUAAUCUUUGACGGGCUGGAUGAGUUUCGACCUCCUCUGGACUUCCUCAACACUAAAAUCCUGACUGGUGUUACAGAGUCCACCUCAGUGAAUGUGCUGCUGACAAACCUCAUCAGGGGGAAACUGCUUCGCUCUGCUCGCCUCUGGAUAACCACUACCUGCAGGAGCCAAUCAGAUUCCUCCUGAGUGUGUUGACAUGGUGACAGAGGU